This is a messenger RNA of Closterium sp. NIES-67, 2573 nucleotides long. Lineage: Eukaryota; Viridiplantae; Streptophyta; Zygnematophyceae; Desmidiales; Closteriaceae. The record is from the annotation of a GenBank genome assembly.
AUCACUUAUCAAUUGUCAUCGCAUCAGUCAGUGAAGCUCCAUCUAAAUACGUUCGGUUAUUCCAGGUAAUGGGAGGACUGGAGCAGAAUCGCCAGCCUGGAGAGGAAUCAGCAAUACCGGCGUUCGUGGGUAUGGGAGAGCAGCGUGGUUGCUUAGCCGUCUCCCUGACCCGAUCUUCUCAGGUCUAGCCACAGGAUCGAGGCCAGUAAGGCGGUUUCGCACGAAAUCGGAUUGGACGCUCGCCACGAAAAUAGCAGGUGGUUCGCGAUUGAACCGAUCCGAGCUGCGAGGAUCGCACUAGUUUUCUAGUUUUCCUGUGGUAUCAUAAUUUUGCGCUGACUCUCUACUCCCGACUCUCGACUCUUGACUCUUGACUCUCGACUCUCGACUCUCGACUCUCGACUCUCGACUCUCGACUCUCGACUCUCGACUCCCGACUCUCAAAUCUCAGCUCUCGACUCUCGACCCCCGACUCCCGACUCUCGACUCUCGACUCUCGUCUCCCGACUCUCGACUUUCGACUCUCAACUCCCGACUCUCGACUCUCGACUCUCGACUGCCGAUUUUCCUUGAAGGUCGGCGACUGCCUCAUGGCGUCGAACAGCAGAAAGAGUCUUGAGUUGGUGGACAUCUCGCACCACGAAUCGGACGACGACCAUGAGGAGCACUCGCUGCUCAGCGACAGCAAGCCGCGUGACUCCGACUCGGACGAUGGGGUGGGGAGGAUCCGUCUGCCCAAGGGCGCGGUGGCAGCGUCGUGGGAGGAGUACUGGAGAAAGAGCUUAGUGGCGCUCUUCCUGGGGUGCUCCCUGAACGUGCUGCUCGUGUUCAUCCCGCUCUCCAUGCUCGCUGUCAGCCUCAAGUGGCCGCAGGGUUGGAUCUUCACAUUUUCUCUCCUUGGAAUCGCCCCAUUGGCCGAGAGACUAGGGUUUGUAACAGAGCAGCUGGCACUGUACACCGGCCCAACCUUGGGGGGGCUACUCAACGCCACAUUCGGCAACGCCACCGAGCUGAUCAUCUCCAUAUUCGCGCUGCAGAACGGGCUCAUCCGAGUGGUGCAGAUGAGUCUGCUGGGGUCCAUCCUCUCCAACAUGCUGCUUGUGCUCGGCUGCGCCUUCUACGUGGGCGGGCUGCGCUACCGCGAGCAGAAGUUCAAUCGGACUGCUGCUCUUGUCAACUCAGGCCUUCUUCUCAUGGCAGUGAUGGGGCUGACGGCACCGGCUGUCCUCCAGUCGACUCACACGGAGCUGCACGAGAGGGACAGCGAGCUGGGGCUGUCGCGCUUCAGCAGCGUCAUGAUGCUCGUGGCGUACGCGUGCUACCUCUACUUCCAGCUCAAAACGCAUGCUCACUUAUACGAUGACGAGGGGGGAGAGGGGGACGAUGAUGACGAUGAGGAGCAGGUGCUGGGCUUCUGGGGAGCGAUUGUGUGGAUGGGCAUCAUCACUAUCUUCAUCUCUAUCCUCUCCGAAUACCUUGUGGACGCUAUUGAGGGCGCAGCGGACGCCUGGGACAUCCCAGUGGCGUUUAUCAGCGUCAUCAUCCUCCCCAUUGUGGGCAACGCUGCAGAGCAUGCCUCAGCAAUCAUGUUUGCAGCCAAGGAUAAAGUGGAUAUCUCCCUUGGAGUUGCCAUUGGAUCCUCCACUCAAAUCGCCAUGUUCGCUAUCCCCUUCUGUGUGGUGGUGGGGUGGGCCAUGGGCGUGCCCAUGGAUCUCAACUUCCAUCUCUUUGAGACCGCCACACUCUGCAUGACAGUGCUUGUCGUCGCUGCGCUGCUUCAGGAGGGCGAGAGCAACUAUUUCAAGGGCAUCAUGCUUGUGCUGAGCUAUCUUAUUGUGGCCGCCAGCUUCUAUGUGCACAACGACAUCGAGGACCCGGAUGACCCAAUCCCCAUGGCGCCAGCAUCGUCCCCCUCGCCCAUGCCAUUCCCAGGCUAAGCCGGCCUUUGAGGCACCUCAAAAGGCUAAGCCGGCCUUUGAGGCACCUCAAAAGGCUAAGCCGGCCUUUGAGGCACCUCAAAAGGCUAAGCCGGCCUUUGAGGCACCUCAAGAGGCUAAGCCGGCCUUUGAGGCACCUCAAAAGGCUAAGCCGGCCUUUGAGGCACCUCAAAAGGAUAAGCCGGCCUGUGAGGCACCUGAAAAGGCUAAGCUGGCCAGCCAUCAUCCGCUCAUCAGCAUUCUCAUCACAUGGGGUGACUCCACACCACAGCCACCUGACUCCUGAGGCUCAUGGAUUGGCAUCAGGUGUUCCGGCCAUGUGUGUACGUACGCCAUCCAACUACCGUAUGCCACACGGAGAAACAUGCCUUGCCAUGAUUAGAGGGUCUCAAAGCACCCACGCCACGCCAUGCCAUGCCACACCAUGCCAUACAAUGCCAUGCUAUGGCCAGCCGUGAAGUUUGAUAGGAUGUAUUUUUCCGUUGGGAAUAAAUUAUGUUGAAGCAAGGCCGUGGUAUUGGUACACGCUAUGUCACCACCAGGGAAGAGAUUAAAACCACAGGCUAGAAUAGCAAGGGGGGGGCACACUCGAAAAUUUGGUAUUUUUCAAAGUCAGAAAAAAGGAUCCGACUUGCG